CCCUGCCGGCACCUCUCCGCGCUCCCUCUCGCUCGCCGGCGGCCAAGAUGGCGGAGCUGAGCAGCGGAGGCAGCGGCGCCUCGUCCUCCUCGCAGCCGGGCGGGGGCGGCGGCGGGGGCGGCGGGGGCGAAGGCGAGCCCGCGGCCACGGCAGCCACGGGCGCCCUGAUCCGCGUGACGGUGAAGACGCCGAAGGACAAGGAGGAGAUCCUGACCGGCGAGCGCAUCUCCGUCAGGGAGUUCAAGGAGGAGAUCUCGCGGCGGUUCAAGGCCAAGCAGGAGCAGCUGGUGCUGAUCUUCGCGGGGAAGAUCCUGAAGGACGGCGACUCGCUGCUCCAGCACGGCGUGAAGGACGGGCUGACGGUGCACCUGGUCAUCAAGACCCCCCAGAAGGUGCAAGAACCUCCCGGGGUGACGGUGGCUUCCCCUCCUGUUCCCUCUGCCACUGGGGUAGUUCUGGCCCCUUCUGCAGCUCCUCCAUCCCCUGCAGCCCCCUCCCAGCCAUCCACAUCCAGCAGCGGCCUUUCAGACGUGGGGAACAGCAGCUGGAGGAGCAGCGCUUUGGGCGGCACGCCGGGGUCAGCUGGGGAAGGAACGCCCAGCGGGGCCACCUCCAUCCUGUCCGGCUUUGGUGGCAUUGCUGGGCUUGGCCACCUGGGGAUGGGCUCAGCAAACUUCAUGGAGCUUCAGCAGCAGAUGCAGCGGCAGCUUAUGUCCAGCCCGGAGAUGCUGUCCCAGAUCAUGGAGAACCCCUUGGUCCAGAGCAUGAUGUCCAACCCAGACUUCAUGAGGCGGAUGAUCACGGCCAACCCCCAGAUGCAGCAGCUGAUGGAACGGAACCCAGAAAUCACCCACAUGCUGAACAACCCCGAGUUGAUGCGCCAGACCAUGGAGUUGGCGCGCAACCCAGCCAUGAUGCAAGAGAUGAUGCGCAACCAGGACCGAGCCCUGAGCAACUUGGAGAGCGUUCCCGGAGGGUACAGCGCCCUGCGGCGCAUGUAUACGGACAUCCAGGAACCGAUGUUCAGCGCUGCCAGGGAACAGUUUGGCAACAAUCCGUUCUCUGCCCUCUCCGGGAGCUCGGAGGCCCCAAACGCACAGCCUCUGCGGACGGAGAACCGGGAGCCGUUGCCCAACCCUUGGAAUCCCGUUCCUGCUUCUCAGGGCCAGGAGCCGGAGAACGAAGGAGGCCCUAACCCCGAGCCGGUCCCAAGCCGGAGCACGCCCACCGUCUCCAACCCUCUGGGCAUCAACGCAGCCGCUCUGGGGUCAGGGAUGUUCAGCAGCCCCGAGAUGCAGGGGCUCCUCCAGCAGGUCUCCGAGAAUCCUCAGCUGAUGCAGAGCGUGAUUUCGGCUCCUUACAUGCGCACGAUGUUGCAGACCCUCGCCCAGAACCCAGAGGUCGCCGCUCAGAUGAUGGUCAACGCUCCGGUCUUUGCUGGCAACCCUUCCCUUCAGGAGCAGCUGCGCCUUCAGCUGCCUGCCUUCCUGCAGCAGAUGCAGAACCCCGACUCGCUCUCGGUCCUGACGAACCCUCGGGCCAUGCAGGCUUUGCUGCAGAUCCAGCAGGGGCUCCAGCUGCUGCAGACGGAGGCCCCAGGCCUCAUGCCCAGCCUGGGAUCUCUUGGGGCCCCUCAGCCCCCCCCCCCCCCCCCCCCCGGCGGCACCCCAGUCCUGGAGCCCCCCUUGCCCAGCAGCUUGGCCCCUGCCAGCACCGCCCCAGCUGGGGACAGCAACCCCUCCCAGCAGCUCAUGCAGCACAUGGUGCAGCUCCUGGCCAGCGCCAACUCUCAGCAGGCCCAGAGCCCAGAGGUCCGGUUCCAGCAACAGCUGGAGCAGCUGAGCGCCAUGGGCUUCAUCAACCGCGAGGCCAACCUCCAGGCCCUCAUCGCCACCGGAGGAGACAUCAAUGCCGCCAUAGAAAAACUCUUGGGGUUCCAGGCUUCCUAACACCACGCGAGGGGCCUCCGAUCAGCUCUUGGCACGCAAGAACCUUUCCAGGCCCAAACCCAACACCGGUACCCCCCCCCCCCCACCCCCCCCCAAUCCCUCAAAGACUGGAA
This is a messenger RNA of Notechis scutatus (mainland tiger snake), 2062 nucleotides long. Lineage: Eukaryota; Metazoa; Chordata; Lepidosauria; Squamata; Elapidae. The record is from RefSeq and is a predicted model, not a curated record.